This is a messenger RNA of Bursaphelenchus xylophilus (pine wood nematode), 1761 nucleotides long. The record is from the annotation of a GenBank genome assembly. Lineage: Eukaryota; Metazoa; Nematoda; Chromadorea; Rhabditida; Aphelenchoididae.
AUGUCUAGGAAUGAUGAAGGUGUUUCCGGCGAAGAGGACCUUGAGAUUCCGGCAGAAGUAGCUGAUCUCCAUUUCGAACGGUACAGGAGAAAUGACGUUCUGAGACCAAGAGGAAGAGCAGGACUUGGAGACGUUGAUCGAAGGCGUGAUCAGAUAUCACUUAUUGCUAGAGGUGUUCAAAGGCCCGGGGUUGCGUUUGGAGAUCCAUUUCCUGACGAUGAAGGAUAUGGUGAAAGAAUACCACAACGUCAGAGACACCAGCAACCAUACUAUACAAAGAUUGUUCCACUUACCCUCACUCAAAGAGAAAAUGCUCAGAUGGAAUUACAGAUUGAUGAGUUCCAAAAUAGCCCCGCAUUUACUACGACUUUGCUUAUAGAGUAUAAUAGGGGGGUACGCUUGAAGUUGAAAUAUUUAAUGACUUUAUUUAGUACAAUCGAAUUGGUUUCAAACUUCAACCAGUGUAUCCUGGAUGGGAAAGUGUUUCUGUCAGCAUAACAAAACCAAUUGAGAACUUCAGAACGUACGAUCGAAGAUUGAGUGAAAUAUCUACCAAGAUGGGGAAAUUAGACAAUGGAGAUGCGUUGGUAAGGAUUUUUUAUUUUAGUGAUUCUAACCUUCCUAAUCUUGUUUGUUUUUUUAGUACGUUGCCGUUCCCAUUGUGGACCGAGGAAAUGGUUGGAACGCCGAACUUAGGUUCUCAACUGCACACCCGCAACGAAGGGAACGGGAAGGACAACCUCUAGUUGAACCAGCUACAUUUUCUUCCAACGAGGACUCUCGAAAUGUAUGACCUCAAUUGUCAUUCUUUGACGUUUUUAGUUCCAAGCGGCCAAAAUGUAUAUGGAUGAAAAGUACAGUGACUUCACGUUUAUCUGCGAAUAUCCUGGAGAGGAGACUAUCAGAAUUCCCGUGCAUAAAGUCAUUGUUGGACCGAGUUCUCCAUAUUUUCAAAGCAUGUUCCUGGGAGAUACCAAAGAAAGUCAACGCAACGAAGCCGUUGUCAAUACGUUCAGACCAGAGGUGAGUCAUAGGCGUUGAGACACUCGUUGUCUGAAAAUGAUUUGUUAUCGAUUUUUGAAAAUGCGUUUUAAAUUUCGGCCAAUUUUUUACCUAAAGUCAAAUAUGUAAGGAUGGUGACAUACGCAUCAAAUCACGUGUCGUGGGCAGAAACCGAGAUUUUUGUGUGUUAGGCCUCUAGACAAGAAAUGCGUAAGCUACAACAGACUUUGAAAUCUAGAAAACACAUGAGUUGAAUAACGCUUUGAUGUGCUGAACCACUAUUGUAUUACUCACUAUGGUACCCCAUUUUAUUUCUGCGUGGGGAUGCCGACUCGUCCGGAAAGGAUUAAAAGCAUUUGAUUUUCAGAUAGUCAAAGAGAUCUUCUACUAUAUAUACCAUGGGAAGGUCUCCAACCAAGCCUGUUCGAUCUGCUCUGAAGUUGUGAAAGCAGCAGAUUACUUUCAAUUAGAUGGACUCAGGGACCAUUGUAUGAGUAAGGUUGGGAAGAACAUUGAUCAGUCCAAUGUUCUUGAUCUUGUUUGUCUGGCCGGUCAAUUUGGAGGACAAGAUAUCGCUGUUAGAGCCAAACAGUUUAUCGAUACUUACAUCACGAAAGAAGAAGCGGUAUGUGUGUCAUUAAAUACAAUCAAUGGCAUAAGUGGUCUUCCCGUUAAUAGUCUUUCUUUCAGGAGCAACUGUAUUCGGAUCUCAUCAGAAACAACCCUGAAGCUGCCAUUAAUUUUUUUGUCAAUACCUAA